AUGGAGACCUUUCACCGCCUCGCCGGCAUGACCGAAACGCACAACAACCAAAGCGAACACCCCUCCUACCCCAUCCCCGAACCACCGCCCAUCCCCGACUCCGAAACCGCCUCCCAAUACGCCGCCUCCACCCACGGCUCCCGCGUCUCCCUCCCCCUCAACCGCCGCGCCUCUCGCAAAUCCAUCCGCUCCACCAAGUCCGGCAAGAGCCAAAACGGCGGCAUCCGCCCUCCAACCACCCACCCUCCCCUCCCGACCACCCAACCGCAACCAGCACAACCCCGAAUCUCCCAAGACAGCGCCGGCAGCAGCAGCGAAGAGUUCGCCUGGGGCCCCUCACACCCAUGCUUCCCACACCCGAACCCACACUGCUCCCCAGACAGCCCGGAAGCGCAAAGCACCCGCGUCAUCCGCGUGCGCCGCGACUGGCUGCAAGCCGGCGAUCUAUACCCGCAAUACGCGAACCUCUACCCGGAGAUCCUCGACCCGCUCGUCACGGACGAGGACUUCCGCUUCCUGAUCUCCUCGCUCAACGCGCGGUUGAAGGAGGUUUUCAACCCGCACACUACCCGCGCGUGGCUGGAUAGUGUGAUGGGGGUAGCGACGGGGUUUGUGUGGGAUGAUUUGGGGCUGACGGGGGCGAAGAGGGGGGUGAGGGAGUUGGAGAGGUGGGUGGAGAGGUGGAAUGCGGAGAAGGAGAGGGAGGGGAAGGAGGUGAGGGUUGUGCAGCUGAGGAAGACGGGGUUUAUGACAUUGGAUUUUGUGGUGCCGGAUCCGGGGAUUGAUGUGGUUGAUGAGGGUGGUGAGGGAGGAGAGGAGGAGAUGGUGGGUGGGAUUGGGCCUGCUGAGUAG
Messenger RNA from Saxophila tyrrhenica, 852 nucleotides. RefSeq lists its product as uncharacterized. Gene Ontology annotation, biological process: peptidyl-L-cysteine S-palmitoylation; protein targeting to membrane. Gene Ontology annotation, cellular component: endoplasmic reticulum palmitoyltransferase complex. Bases 1 to 852 code for a protein of 283 amino acids. NCBI's taxonomy places the organism in Eukaryota, Fungi, Ascomycota, Dothideomycetes, Mycosphaerellales, Extremaceae. The transcript has a single exon. The record is from RefSeq and is a predicted model, not a curated record.